Carassius carassius (crucian carp) is the source of this 3626-nucleotide messenger RNA. RefSeq names its product WD repeat-containing protein 20. Gene Ontology annotation, molecular function: protein binding. The record is from RefSeq and is a predicted model, not a curated record. NCBI's taxonomy places the organism in Eukaryota, Metazoa, Chordata, Actinopteri, Cypriniformes, Cyprinidae. The transcript is spliced from 4 exons. Bases 68 to 2002 code for a protein of 644 amino acids.
AGUUUUCCUCAUUAUUUCCAGGUCAGAGGCGCGCGCUUCCUGUGCGGCGCGUGCGUGCGGACUGAAGAUGGCCGCAGAUGGAGGCGCUCUGAAGGAUAUCAAUGAGAUUAAAUCACAGUUCCGGACCCGCGAGGGAUUCUACAAGCUGCUCACCCUCUCGGACUCUCAGCAGCGGGCCGGGCUUCCGAGGGGCCCCUCGGCGGGUGUCACGGUGGGGCCGGGCGCGGGCGGCGGCGCCGGUGUGGGGCUGGUGCAGGGGCCCGGGACCGCCGCUAACUCCUCUCCGGGCUUCCUGCCGCCGGUGCGGGUGUCGAUGGUGAAGCUGAAGCCCGAGGACCCCAGCGAGGACUCGGAGCGAGUGUGCUUCAACAUCGGCAGAGAACUGUUCUUCUACACCUACACGAACAUCAAGAAGGCAGUGGAUCUCAGUAAACCCAUAGACAAGCGCAUCUAUAAGGGAACUCAGCCCACCUGUCAUGACUUUAACCAGUAUUCGGCCACGGCUGACAGCGUGGCUCUGAUCGUGGGAUUCUCCGCUGGACAGGUGCAGUACCUCGACCCCAUCAAGAAGGAGACCAGCAAGCUCUUUAACGAGGAGAGGCUGAUAGACAAAUCAAAGGUGACGUGUCUCAAAUGGCUGCCCAAGUCGGAGAACCUCUUCCUGGCGUCUCAUGCGAGCGGUCACCUCUACCUCUAUAACGUGGAGCACCCGUGUGGCACCACCGCGCCGCAGUACUGUCUGCUCCGGCAGGGCGAGGGCUUCUCCGUCUACACCUGCAAGACCAAGACGCCCCGUAACCCGCUGCUCCGCUGGGCGGUCGGCGAGGGAGGGCUGAACGAAUUCGCCUUCUCGCCCGACGGCGUUCAUGUGGCCUGCGUCAGUCAGGACGGCUGCCUGCGCGUCUUCCACUUCGACUCGAUGGAGCUGCAGGGCGUGAUGAAGAGCUACUUCGGCGGGCUCCUCUGUGUCUCCUGGAGCCCUGAUGGGAAGUAUCUCGCCACCGGCGGAGAAGACGAUUUAGUGACCGUCUGGUCGUUCGCCGAGAGCCGUGUGGUGGCGCGCGGACACGGCCACAAGUCCUGGGUCAACGUCGUAGCGUUCGACCCGUUCACGACGAACCUGGAGGACGAGGAGCGGAUGGAGCUCAGUGGGAGCGAGGAGGAUCUCCAGCAGGGGGCGCUGCACUUCGGCCGCGUGCGAACUAGCAGCACACUAUCGCGUCUCUCGCGACACAGCUCCAAAGGAGGCGCUUCAUCUGUGACGUACCGCUUCGGAUCCGUCGGCCAGGACACACAGUUCUGUUUGUGGGAUCUGACAGACGACGUUCUGUAUCCGCGGCUUCCGCUCUCCCGCGCGCUUACGAACACCUUCGGUCCUACGAUUCCUAGCAGCACGGCGUUGAGCGGAAGCAGCGGAGUCGAAGGUCACCAUCAUCCCUCAAACCCUCAUCAGACGUCAACGCUGCCACUGCCUUUACCUCGCUCGCUGUCGCGCUCCAACUCCCUUCCACAUCCCGCCGUCGCCAACACCUCCAAGAGCCAGGGGGCGACGGAGAGCAGCGGCACAGGCGUGAGCGCUGGCACAGGUGGAGGAAGCACACCGUUUAGCAUCGGCCGCUUCGCAACGCUGUCGCUACAAGAGCGCAAAUCAGAUAAAUCCGGGGUGGGAGGGGAAAAGGAGCACAAGCGCUAUCACAGCCUCGGGAACAUCAGCAAAAGCAACGAUAAGAUUAACGUGGCGCCGCGCAGCUCCAGGCUAGAUGGCGCUAAAGUGCUGGGAACCACUCUGUGUCCGCGGAUGAACGAGGUGCCACUGCUGGAGCCACUGGUGUGCAAGAAGAUCGCCCACGAGCGGCUGACCGUGCUGGUCUUCAUGAACGACUGCAUCAUCACAGCGUGUCAGGAAGGACUCAUCUGCACUUGGGCCAGACCCGGGAAAACACUCCCGUCUCAGCCGCUGUCAGCACAGAACGGAAACUCUCCGAGCGGGACGGUGGUAUAGCCGAAGCCUCAUUCCCGCAUUCCCAAUUCCUGUGUCUGCAUCCGGAGCCGGUCCAUCAGAGCGUUACGAUUCACCCGUCCCCUGUAUCCCCACCAAACCACACACUUGAGUUGCACACGAACGUAAACACACACCGGGACCAUGAUGCACUGCUGCGACGCACCACGGCUCUCUCCUGCAGAAACCCUGCUGGCUUCAUACACUGCAAACGCCACGGCCAUUUUAUUUCCUAUUUAUUUAUUUGAUCAUUGAGUCUUCUAUUGUACAUAUUCAGACUAUUCUAUAACAGCAGAGGACAUGUAUUGAAAUUAUGAAUUCAACUAAUUAAUAUAUGAAGAUCCUAUAUUGUACAUAGUGGCAGAUGCAUUGAAUGUGGAUUGACGAGUUCUUGUUCUAGUGUGCUAGUGCUGUAUAUGUGGCGAUCUGGCUGAGAAAGUGCAUCCUUUGCUUUGGCAUCGGGCCUGAACUGAGAGUUACGUGCAUUUGUUCGACUGUUAGACUCGAGGUUUCUGCUUCAUACAUUACAGAUGCUAAUAGAGAUGUGAGGUUAGUGUCGUCUAGAAAUGGUGUCAAAUGGUAGGCCGGGUAUAUGAACCUUAAAAGUGUGAUUUUCUAUAUUUACUAAGUUUUUGCUAAACAAACAACGUCACGUUGAAUGAAAACGGAUGUUUGUUGCAUUCUCACGUCGCUGUUUAGAGCUAGUCCAACCUGAAAGCAGAUCUCUUGAAUUUUGUCUUGUUGAACGCAAGACUGUGGAAGCCCAUUUUUGGGUACAGAAUUACAAAUAAAAAUGGUUAUUGCAAAUUUAAAUAAAAUCUCCCAAUUCAGAAACUCCCAAUUCUAACUAUUUUCUCACAAUUCUGAGAAAAAUUUAAUUGUAUCUGUGGCGGAAACAAAAAAGUGCAAGGUGUAGAGUAAUUAUGUAAUUUUGAGGAAAAAAGUCAGAAUUGUGAGAUAUAAACUCAGAAUUCCAAAAAAAAAAAGUAAACGUUGAGAGAUAUAAACUAAGAAUUCCGAAAAUAAAAAAAGUUAAAAUUACGAGAUUUAAGAUAAGAAUUCUCAAAAAAAGGUAAAAUUUGUGAGACAUAACCUAAGAAUUCAGAAAAGGAAAAAAGUUAAAAUUGUGAUAUAAACUCAGAAUUCCCAAAAAAGUCAAAGUCACAAGAUAUAAAUUCAGAAUUUUGAAGAAGGAAAAAAAGUUACAAUUGCAAGAUAUAAACUAAGAAUUCCAGAAAAAAAUUUAAAUUGCGAGAUCCCCAAAAAGUCCAUUCUGAGAAAAAAAGUCACUGUAACCUUUUUUUAAUUUUUAUUCCAUGACAGAAAUGAGCUUCCAUACAAGUCGAAUGUAAUGAAAGGGAGAAACUUCUCUGUCAUCUAAGCAGCACAUUUUACUAUAGUAGCACGGAGUAGGUGCUGUUCCUUACACCUGCUAUGCCUCUUGCUAAAUUUUGCACAUUUACAGGUUGAUUUUAGUUCACUGGAGGGACCAUUUUCAGGAGUCUGGAUUACUGAGAGCCAAUGUGAAUUGUGUUUUUAGGGAUUUGUUGUGCAGACUUCUCAAAAGGCCAGUGUCAUAUCAUUUCUACCGACGUAUGUCAAUCAGUUCUUGUCAUUAAGCGAAGCA